AUGUGUAUAUUUUUAAGGUUUUGUGCCGCUCCGGGCUUCCAAAAUGGAAUUGGGGAAGAUGUAGGAGUUCACCAAACCACCGUGUCAAGAGUGAUUGGCGAAAUGGCACAGAUUAUAUCAGGGAGGGCUCAUGAAUGGAUUCAAUUUCCAUCCACAGAUGAAGAAAUCAGAGCUGCGCAAAACCAAUGGGAAGCAAAAAAUCGUUUUCCGUUUGCGAUUGGCGUCAUUGACUGCACGCACAUUAGAAUAAAAAAACCGUCCUCGCAAAGUGAUGAGUACAUAUGUAGAAAGGGCUUCCAUUCGAUAAAUGUGCAAGCAACAUGCGAUGGUAAUGAAUGGUUCACCAGCUUGGAUGUAUCCUAUCCAGGUUCGAUUCAUGACUCUCGGGUGCUAAGGAAUAGCAGCAUAUACACGAUCAUAGGGAAUGCUCAAAGCUUGAUACGCUCUAAAACCUUAUUUAAUGACGCCCUUCAGAAACUCCCCAGAAACUCAGAAGUGUCUCCACAAAGGACAAACAACAAACAGCAUGCUAAAGCGAGAAGUAUCAUUGAGAGAACAAUUGGAGUCCAGAAAAAUCGAUUUAGAUGUUUGUUGCAGGCAAGAGCUCUUCACUAU
Anastrepha ludens (Mexican fruit fly) is the source of this 615-nucleotide messenger RNA. Its product is annotated as putative nuclease HARBI1. The transcript has 2 exons. The record is from RefSeq and is a predicted model, not a curated record. The annotation marks the transcript as partial. NCBI's taxonomy places the organism in Eukaryota, Metazoa, Arthropoda, Insecta, Diptera, Tephritidae.